UCUCAGGCGGUUGGGUCUAGCACACCCCAGGCGACAGACUGCGGCCCAGGGUCUUGGCGGCCACCAUCUCCUGGACUGCUGGACGAUGCUACGCUGGCUGCAGGACUUCCUGCUGCUCUCCGAGGCCUGCCAGGAUUUUAACCACCUGACCUAUGAGAUCCUCUUCGAAGACCUGGACCACAAUGGAGAUGGCGUGGUGGACAUCUUGGAGCUCAGCGAUGGGCUGAAAUACUGGAGCUCCUCGGUUGGUGAAGACCCAGAGAAGGAAAUUUUUGAGCGUGCAGAUUCCAAUGCUGAUUCAGGACUGGAUUUUGAAGAAUUUGUGCAGUACCUUCAAGACCAUGAGAAGAAAAUGAAACUGGCAUUCAAGAGUCUGGACAAAAAUGAUGAUGGCGUAAUAGAUGCUUCAGAAGUAGUUGCUGCCGUGAGAAAAUUGGGAAUCUACAUUACUCUCUCUCAGGCCAACGGCAUCCUGAAAAGCAUGGAUGCCAGUGGUUCGAUGACAGUAGACUGGAAUGAGUGGAGACACUUCUUUUUCUUCCACCCUGCAAAAAAUAUCACUGACAUUGUUCGUUUCUGGAAGCAUUCUACUAUAAUUGAUAUAGGAGAGAGUAUAAGUAUUCCAGAUGAAUUUACAGAGCAAGAGAAGAAGUCUGGAGAGUGGUGGAAGCGGUUAGUAGCAGCAGGGAUAGCGAGUGUGAUUACACGGACGUGCACGGCACCUUUGGACCGCAUGAAAGUCAUGAUGCAGGUUCCAAGUUCAAAAAUGAGUAAAAUGAGCUUGGUUCGUAUGUUCAAGCAGAUGGUAAAGGAAGGAGGCCUUUUUUCUCUUUGGCGAGGAAAUGGUGUAAAUGUUUUUAAAAUUGCACCCGAGACAGCAAUUAAGAUUGGGGCCUAUGAGCAGUUUAAGAAACUUCUUAGUUUUGAUGAUGUUCAUAUAGGGGUUCUUCAAAGAUUUAUAGCUGGUUGCAUGGCUGGGGCAACUUCCCAAACCUGUGUUUAUCCCAUGGAGGUGAUAAAGACCAGGCUGAUUUUAGGUAAAACUGGAGAGUAUUCUGGGAUUAUUGAUUGUUUCAGGAAACUUCUGAAGAGAGAGGGUAUUCAGGCCUUCAGCAAAGGUUAUGUUCCCAACCUGCUGAGCAUCAUACCAUAUGCAGGUUUACAGCUUACCAUCUUUGAGCUUCUGAAGAAUUACUGGCUAGAACACUAUGCAAGGAACUCCGUGAAUCCCGGGAUAGCAAUUGUGAUGGGUUGUAGCAUAGUGUCACACACUUUCGGCCAGCUAGCCAGUUUCCCUCUGAACCUGGUUAGAACUCGCAUGCAGGCUGUCAUACGGGAAAGGGAAACGAAGUCCAUGGUGCAGCUCAUCCGGGAAAUAUACACCAAAGAAGGGAAGAAGGGGUUUUUCCGGGGUCUCACCCCUAAUGUCCUCAAGCUGCUUCCCGCCGUGGGCAUUGGCAGCGUGGCUCAUGAAAUAGUGAAACUGCUUUUUGGAUUAACCUAGAAGUGGAAUAACAAACUGUCAUCAUUGCCAGAGGCACUAAGGUAGAAGAUAACACCUGGUUUGUAAGGCGGUCUUACUUUUUCCUAAAAAGAAAGAAACAGCAACUACUUGUACAAAAUUACUUUGUCUUUAUUUAUUAUAAAAUAUACAAAUUAAAUGGUAGUUUUGGUAAAAUUAUUCAAUAAGUCAAGAUCCCUGAUUAUCCACAGAAUUCUUAUUUUACAUUUCCUGUUACCUUUUCCAAAAUCCUAAACCUAGGUUUUGAUUGGAUGGUAAUGUAUCAUACAAGUAUAUUAGGAACCGUUUGGUGAGCUACACAAGAGUUUUUGUUAGACAUUCUCUUUAAGUUAAGCUUGAACAUGUUCUACACAGCAAAGCAAAAUUCAGUGCACAUAAACUUGAUGUUACAGUUAAUUUCUUCAGCAAAAUAGAUAAGCCACUUCAUAAUUCCACUUAGGGUGUUAGAGUGUUAUGAGUCGCUCCCCUUGCUAGUCCUUCAGCGUCUGCACAUCUGAUCCCCUCACCCUGUGAAGAUGGCUUUAUCUUUCUAUAUGUCUUUGUAGACAAGAGCUGCCUCCCUUCUCUCCCCUGGGGGAAUUCCUGUAUGCAGUUUCCACAGAGCUGGAGUGAUUUGCUCAGGCAACAGCUUCUUCCCUCCAUUAUGAGAAGGGCAGGCUAAGGCUUUUUAGUUGUUUCUUUUUUUUUCCUUUUUCAGCCCUCUCAGGUAAUCUCACUGAAGCUGGCUCGGGGAGCUGGAGGUGGGGCAGCUGCCUCCUCCUGGGCAAGUGGGAAGCCAAGUGUGUGACUCAGAGCUGGUUAUCUCUAAAGCUCCUCUUCUGAGUCAUUGCUUUUUAUUUGUAGUAUGAAUGGGAGCUGCAGGAGUCAUGAAAUAGACUGAGCAAUAAUGCUGUUAUAGCCUAAUGUUUCACUGUUACAAUGAGAUGACUAGUGUCUGAACUCUGUUCAUAGUUCUGUAUUAACUUUUUUUUUACUUCGUUAGCAAAUAUCAAUUGUAGAAGACGAGCAUUUCCUCUGUGUCAUUUUCAUACAUUAUUAUACUAUGCACUGUGAUCACACUCGACAGCAAACUCUGGUUUAAAAGUGAGCAAAGGACAUUACCCCAAACAGAAUAUACAAACGACACAGAUAAGCAAAGAAAACCUGUUUGGCAUUCUCGACCACAGGGAAAGCAACUUAAAACCUCAAGGACAUCCCAUCUCACACUGCUGUGAUGGCUAUCAUUAAGAGACCAGCAAGUGCUGGUGAGGACUUGGAGAAACUGGAACCCCGUGUCCUGUUGACGGAGCCCAGUGCCAUGGAGAAGAAUCCCUCAGCAGACCUCAUACAACCCAAAGUAGAGUGAUUGUAUGACCCAGCAGCUUACACUGUUUCAAAAAAAUUUCCCAGCAGGGUCUCAAGGAGCUCAUCUUUGCUCAUAUCAGCAUUGCUUGCAACAACCAAAAUGUGCAAGCAACCUGGAAGCCCAUCUACAUGUGAAUAAACUGUGGUAUGUGCAUACAA
This is a messenger RNA of Mastomys coucha (southern multimammate mouse), 3025 nucleotides long. RefSeq names its product calcium-binding mitochondrial carrier protein SCaMC-1-like. Gene Ontology annotation, molecular function: ATP transmembrane transporter activity; calcium ion binding. The transcript has 10 exons. NCBI's taxonomy places the organism in Eukaryota, Metazoa, Chordata, Mammalia, Rodentia, Muridae. The record is from RefSeq and is a predicted model, not a curated record. Gene Ontology annotation, biological process: transmembrane transport. The coding region runs from base 86 to 1504 and encodes 472 amino acids.